Molecule: messenger RNA, 11011 nt
Organism: Alligator sinensis (Chinese alligator)
Lineage: Eukaryota; Metazoa; Chordata; Crocodylia; Alligatoridae
Gene: FRRS1L
Product: ferric chelate reductase 1 like
Exons: 5
Coding region: 1-726 (241 amino acids)
Biological process (GO): regulation of glutamate receptor signaling pathway
Source: RefSeq, a predicted model, not a curated record
AUGUAUGGGGAGCAAGAGGAGUGCACACACAGCUGGGAGGCUGCAGGGAGUUUGCCCCAAUUCGUCUUUCCCAAGCUUUCGGGUUACCCUUUUCCUACCGCUCCUCCUGUGGAUCCAUUUGCAAAAAUUAGAGUGGAUGAUUGUGGAAAAACUAAAGGAUGCUUCAGGUACGGUAAACCUGGCUGUAAUGCGGAGACUUGUGACUAUUUUCUAAGUUAUCGUAGGAUAGGAGCUGAUGUAGAGUUUGAGCUGAGCGCCGAUACUGAUGGCUGGGUGGCAGUGGGAUUUUCCUCAGACAAGAAAAUGGGUGGAGAUGAUGUCAUGGCUUGUGUUCAUGAUGACAAUGGAAGGGUCCGAAUACAGCAUUUCUAUAAUGUUGGUCAGUGGGCUAAAGAAAUCCAGAGAAAUCCUGCUAGAGAUGAAGAAGGGGUUUUUGAAAAUAACCGUGUGACAUGUCGAUUCAAACGACCUCUGUAUGUUCCCAGAGAUGAAACAAUUGUAGAUCUUCAUUUGAGUUGGUACUAUUUGUUUGCCUGGGGUCCAGCAAUUCAGGGUUCUAUAACUCGACAUGACAUAGACUCACCGCCUGUAUCAGAGCGUGCUGUCAGUAUUUACAAGUAUGAAGACAUUUUUAUGCCAUCAGCUGCCUAUCAAACCUUCUCUUCCCCCUUCUGCUUGCUUCUUAUCGUUGCACUGACCUUCUACUUAUUGAUGGGGACCCCAUGACCACUGCAAUGUAAAUGGAAAAUUGAGAAGAUUUGUCAGUCAGUUCCUCAGGAUGGAUGUAUUUUGUAUUGGAAUUUAUAUCACGUUAUCAUCUAGCUGCUGUUUUGACAAUUUCAGCUUCUCAGAAGAAAGAAAUACCAUCUUUUUGUGUGCUGGAGGUGUGCCAAACAGUUCUUUAAUAAUAAUAAUAAUAAUAAUAAUAAUCGAGGAACAAUUACAUCAAUGCAAUUACUACUUGUUUAUUGAAGAAAUGGACUUUUGUAAGUUCUUUGUGUGUGUGUGUGUGUGUGUCUGUGUGUGUGUGUGUGUGUGUUGAGGAAAAUCUAGUGAUGGACUUAUAGUAUUGAAUUAUGUAAUAUAAAAUCACUUCAAGAAGUAUUAGUGGGGAAGAUAUGUUAAAUUCUUGUGGUGCAGAUAGCACUCAGAUAAAGGCAGUCAGUGCCUGAACAUGGGUUCUUGUCACAUUACUGCUGUUUAAUAAGGACUGCUUACUUCCUAACAUAUUUUGAAUCAAAAGCAAUUUACAGGCUAAAAUGGUUUUGGUGCUUUCCAAAACCAGAAUUUACUUACUUCUGGUUCUUUUUACAAACAAGCAUAAGCAUGUUACUUUUUCAUGCAGAGUGGUACUCAGUGUUUUUACUAUAAUCAUGCUUCGUAGACAUAGCCCUACUUACUUUUUUUCAUUUAUGAGAUGCAAUCCUUUUUGUACAGGGAAAAAUGGUAAUUUAAAUUCUUCAUAUAUAGACAAAUAUAUAAAAUACAUAAAUUAUACAAGCCCCUACAAGCCAUAAGACAUUUUUCCAGUAACUAAAGUAUGUCUUUUUAUAGAAAGCAAUGUUACUGAGAGAUAAAUAUUUGUUUUCAAUUAUUGUUGUGCCGUAGUGCUAAAGGGUCUGUUUUCCCUUGUUGCGUGCCAAUAAAUCCCAUUCAUGGUAAAGACAAAAAUGAGGAGUAGCUGUUAAUUAUCCCCAUAGGAAUGGAAUGUAAACCUUAACAAAAUAUUAAUAUAUGGGGAUAAAGAAAAAUAGCCACCUUAAUUUCAGUUCCAUGAGAACCAAGGGUAAAAUCAUAUUUUCUACUGCGGACAAAAGACAAAAGCAGCAGGAAAAUAUAUUUGAAUUUUCUAUUUUCAAGAGACUGGAAAGAAAGUAGUUAAAUAUUACUGGAAAUGUUAGUUGCAGAAACAUUAACUAGAAUAACACAAUAUAUACUGUAAAAGGCUUUGCGUUGUUGCUGCCCAUGUCCAGUGUUUAUAGGAUAGGGGUGUUAUGGUUAGCUUAUGGCUGUAUUAGAGUGAUGUAGCUGUAAUGGUCCAGGAAUUAUGUGAGACAAAGAUUUAUUUGGGUGAUAUCAUUUAUUGGUCCAACCACAUAGCUUUCAAAUGACAAGCUUUCAAAAGUAAGACAUUCUUCUUCAGGUCUGAGCAAAGACAUUUGUCCUCAGGCUCUGACUUGAAGAAAGUCCAAUAAAAGGUAUCAUCAAAAGAAAUCCUUGCCUCACACAGGGUUAUCUUAAGCAGGGAUAUAACUGGCUUUUGUAUCUGAUUGUGCAGGUAGCAUGCACAAAAAACUUAUAUGGGAUGAGGUAUAAUUACAAGUUGCAGGUUCAGGCCCUAGCUUUUGCUAAUUUAUCAUGCUGCUCUACCAAGAUUAUAUAGAUUGUGCCAUAUUGGAGAACUAAGAAUUGAUGUUUCUAUCUUAAUUACUGGAUGAUGUGUAGGUGAAGCAAUAAGAAAAAGUUAACAGGAGAUGUGUUCUUUUUGUCUCAGUGUUACCCGAAUCUGAAAUUUGCAGGUUGAAUUGUUUUAGAUUUUUUCAUUAUUCAAAACUUUGUGCUGAUAUAUUUGAAAUUAAGUUUUUGCUUUUGCAAGCAUCAUCUCCAAAUUGCAAAAGGAAGAUCAACCACUAAAAAGAUUAACCAGCAUUUCCUUUCAUCUACUGUGUAAUUUAAAGCUCACUUAAAGUUGCAGGAUUGGGUUAGCAAAGGUGUAUGAAUUAGGAGACCAGUUUACACUUUAGGCCACUUAUGGAGCCCUUUAUUUCAGUAUAUUUCUGCAAGUGAAUGCUCCAUAGUUGAUUAACCAACUACUGUAAUUAUUUGAUAAGACAACAAGUGUCCAGGCCAAAUCUUUUCCCCUGAACAUCUGCUUUGGGCUUAGAGGAAGAACAAGUGGUUUAUCAGAGCAAAUUCGUCUUCCCUUGUGCUACCUAUCAGAAAGAAGGCUAGUUCAAUUCUCUGCCAGGGGCCAGCAAACCUUGCAGCAGCCUAAGAAUCACUAUACUUUAUAGCCAUUUCCAUAGUUCUCUAGAGGCUGCCCUAACAACUGAAGCAUAAGAUAAAACCCAAUUUUUGCUCUUCUCAUUCUCACUCAAGUCCUCAGAUUAGUCUAGCUUGGCUAAACUAAAAAAACGGGGUCAGUAUAUACAAACACAGCAAAAAUAACACCAGAGAGAGAGAGGUUUAAUCAACCUUGCAACAGUAAAUAGAUUCAGAGCCUAAGGUAAAUCUCUGUAGUUAAUGCGAGAAACCUCUGGGUCUCGCUAAUGCAGAAAAUACAUUAAGAUUAUGAAGUUUUCAGAGAUGUCAGCUGACCCUAUGCUGUGCAUUAAAACAGAUUUUUGCCUUCACUUUCAAUUACUUGGGUUUUGUGAUAAAGCUUUUCUACCCUUUAUUUGGCAGCACCGUGUAUCAUAUAGCUCUGUAUUUUCCCUUUUGUUCAGAUAUUGGUAGUGCUUACUCUGUAACACCUCUUCUCCAAGGAUCUUAAAGUGCUUAAUUAGCACCGGUUAGACCUCCUACAUUAUAGGGAAAAUACACAUUUACAAAAAAGAAAAAGCUAAGCAAUGUGUUGCUUCUGUCAAGUGAUCUCUGAGUUUAGUUCUGUUAUUAUUAAACUCUUCUAUAAUUUUUCAAAGAUAAGAAGGGCAGGAUUCCUGCCCCAGAGAAUUUACAGUUAGCACAGGUUUAAUGGAAAAAAGUGUUAAAAGAAUUGCAUGCUGCAAACAAUAGUACAGGAUUCCAAACUUGAGAAUGAUUAAAAGUGGAGAAAUAGGAAUAGGGAGAAAAGGGGCAUCUUAGAGCAUGGGUGCUCAACCUCCAGCCUGUGGACUGAAUGUGGCCUACAGAACCGUUGCAUCUGGUCCAUGGGGCUCCCCGCAGGUGGGAAAUUUGACAACAGGGUAGCAGUGACCACCCUCCUCCAGGGUCAAAUUCCCAUGCCCCCUCACCCAGCAUAGGCAGAUCGGGGCCGUGGCACACCCCCUCACCAGCACCCAACUGAAUCUGGGCUGGGCCCCCAGCCUGCUGCUGCCUCAGGCACCAAAUUUGGGCCACCAGCAACAUCUGGCCCAUGGAUGGAUCAGGAACCGCCCAUCCAACCUGCCAAGGAAAAAGGUUGAGUGCUGUUGUUUUACAGUGAAGGAAGUCAGUCUGAUCACAGUACUCUCUCUAUGGAGUUGGCAUGAAGACGACAAAGGUGAGGAGAUAAUUAAAACUGGGAACUAAAUUAUGUUUUGAGUAGAAAGAUAUUCUUAACCGCAUAGUCCCUUUCUCAUUACUGUUGCUACAAUUUGCUCUCUGGGAAAAUUUGACACUUAAAAAUGUUUGGAAGAUGUUUCUUGCCAGCUACAAAAUCAAACCUAUCUGGAAACUCCCUAUGGACAAAAGAAAUUCCAGAAUUGAGCAUGCUCUAGCCAAAGUAACAACAGAUUGGAAGUGAGAGGACAGAAGCAACCAAGUUCCAGAACUGUUUGCUAAGGAAUGUAAAAUUGUUAGACUACUAUUACUUGGAGAGGAAAGAACUAAGAUAAAACCACAGCACUGCUGUAAUAAAUGUAAUAAAUGACUAAAAUUAGUCCCAAGUCAGUCCACACACAGUGUUACUGCGCACCCAAGGCAUCUACACAUGCGUUACUGAGCGUAAUUGGGCAUAAAUUUGAUGCCUGCAUCAUGCUGGUAUCAAAUUUACGCCCAAGUCAGCAUAAGCCACCAUAGUUACAGUGCAGUAUUGGUGUGCAUGUGUAGACACGCACUCGUACUGCAUAGUAAUUUUUAGGUUACUCUGUAGUAACUGAAUUACUGCGCAGUAAAAUGUGCAUGUGUAGACGUGUCCAGUCAAACUUAACUUUUCAUGCCAUGUAUUUAAGUAGCAGUAACAAAGUAAACCUAGUGACUUCUCAUAUGCUGUUUUUUAAAAAACAAAUAGCAACAAAUAGUCCCUGGUAGUGCCUGUAAACUAGCCUUAUAGUGAAUUUAUGGUUUUAUGGAAGCUGUCCUUUAUACUAAAAGUCCUCGUUAUUCCCUGAACUGGUGUGCCUUGGGCAACAGCAGCACAUGCAGCUUCAUAAAUGUGCAUCAGCCCUGACUUGGAGCAUCUAUCUUUAGUAGAGAGGAUAGUUCAUAUUGUUUUUUAGCCUCCUUAGGGGACUACUAACCAAGUGGCUGCUAAAGAAGAAUCAUUCAAAGGUCUUCCAUAUGCUUGUGAGAAUAAUGAAUUCUGGUACUACCUGGUAUCUGUGUACAAACAUAGGGAUUUAGGGAUUGUUUGCAGGCAGGGGGCUGUGCAUAUACACAGUAUGAGGCCUUUGGAAAUGUAGCUGUGAUUAAUUGGUGUAACGAUGAUGUUGGAACAAGCAGACCAUAAGGUACUAGUUACUAUUAAAUACUUUAUGGCUGCCUCCAAAAAAUCUCAGUUGAAAUUGCUGCUUAUUAUGUUACCCUUCUGUCACCUUUUACUGCUUUAUAUUUUAUACUUUGCUUGUAAGCUUUUUGGACCAGGGAUCAGCAUUUUCUUCUCUGUGUACCAGGUCAAUCUGUACUCUUUGCUGGGGCCUUUAGGUGCUGUGACAAUACAAAUAUGAGUAUUAACUAUAACUCAUAAUAAUAACUAGCUAGCUUAUCUUACCUCUAAGAAAAAGAAAGAGAAGUAGGAAGGGAAGUGCACUGAAGAGUCAUUUUAUUUUCGUGGAGACAAAUAAUUAUGAAAGUUUAAUUUAUAGCAUAAAUGUUCACAGAACCUAAAGUAUAGCAUGAGAAGUUAAUAGUGUAACUUCUUUUGUAACCUAUUUGAAAGUGAAGACAUUCAUCCAAAAUUCUGAAGCAGAAUAACAUUUUGAUUCCAGAGAAGGAAAUAUAGUGGGGACGAUGUUAACAUCCUCUACUAUUCCACUUGCUUUUCCACUCUUAAGAGGGCGUAAAGGGAGUGGAGACUUGUGAGCUCCCUAAGGAUGCACCCAGUUUGCAGAAAUCCUCAGCAAAGACGCUGCCUCUGGCACUCUUCACCAUCACCAACAAGGGGUAAGGGGACUGACUGCAGCAUGACAUGCUCUGCUAAAUGCUAGCUAUCAGGUAAUCCCUUUCAGGGAUCUAUGGUGACAAUCUAAAUUCCUGACUGUCCUCAUUCCCUUCCCUACAGCACCAGCAUAAGCUGUGAGCAGCAGACUAUAUGGCCCUCUAUGGAAUACAUCCAUUGCAAACUUACUUCAGUGCAGGUACUUAAAACUGCAAUGCAGCUGUUUAUGUUAAAGAUCCAGUACAGACACGUAUCACAGUUGUCACUGGAUCAGUCCUUCUGCCUAGUCUCUUCUCUUUCACAGUGGCCUUACUCAGAUGCCUCAGAAGAUAGUGUAUAAACAACAGUUAUUACAAUUACCUGCUGUUUAGGAAAGUUUUUCCUACUGCUGGGUAGUUAGCAUCUACCUUGUGUCCUGAAGCAAUGAAGGCUUAUGUCCCUUAAGUAUUUUUGCACUCUUUUGCAAAACGGUGGAUGGUGUUCUUAUAAUUCACAUAAAUGCUUGAGUCUUUUUCUGAAAUGUUCAUCCUCUUUGACACUGUGUUAUGGUUUUAAAUUCAACAGAUUUCUUUUAUGUUCUUUAAAGGCAAGAUUAUCAGAUUUAAUGUGGGUGUGAAGGAGAGUUGGCAGGAAAUAAGGACUGCGCUGGCCGCCUCUAUGUGAUGAAAAAGUUUUGAGACAGUAGUAUGAAGUCCUUGCCAGCUGUAAAUACUGUUUCAGCUCUCUAUAAAGCAGUAUUAAAGAUGGUGUGGACAAGCAAGAGGAGCCAAGACCCUCACCCCAUAUUUUCCUCUUUUCCAUUGUUACUCAUCUUAGCAAUACACCAGACUGCAAAGCUGUGAAAACUAACUGUGUCCCUGUCAGUGCUCUCUUCCCAGCCUGCCUUUGUGGGUACUGCAGCUAUCCACAACCUCAGGCUCAGGACUGAGUCUAAUCAUUGAUUUAUAAGCUUGUAUUUUUUAUCAAACUUUUUCUUUUAGUUUCAUUGAGUACCCCACUGUUUUGCCACCUUGGAAUAGACUAAAUAGGGCUUCCUGCCUGACUUCAUACCAUGUACAGAGAGAUCUCUGUAAUACCCUCUAUUAUUUGUCUCCUCCAAAAAUAGUACCAACCUGGUUCUGUUCUGCAGGAGCUGUGCCAGAGGUAGCCACAUGGUUUUCCUCCUCCAGAGACAGGUUGCAGCUAGAAGUGAAGGCAUGUUUUCAGCUCUCCAUUGUGGGUGGCUGAAUAUAUUCUGGAAAUUGCUCUGUCUGACUUGUAUAAUCCAUUUGAAGCUUCAGAAGGCAAAUUAUAAUAUUAUUAUAGUGUAGUCAUAUACAUUGUACAUGUAAAACUUUUGAUAUAAUCAACAGCCUCCACUUAGAGCCUGAGUCUGUGGGCUGUCUCAAACCUGUUUGAUAAUCCUCAACUCCAUCCUGGGGAGGUAACCCAAAGUGUGGUAAAUAUUCUGAAAGGACUGGGAGGUGUCAAAGUGUUACGUGGUUUUCCUUAAUCAAGGCUAGCUGCCAGAGUAGUUUAGAGGUUGACAGAUUGUCAAGGAAAGUGGAAGAUAGAUGGAAAUGGUAAUGCAUUGAUAAGCAAAAGAAAAGGAUACCAUCUAGCUCUGUGCAUCCAUGUGUUAGCCAGCGAUUGGAUAGUUCAAAGAAGAGCAUGUGUAUAAAGAUGUGUGCAUUUUGGAUAGCUUUGGAUUUGUGUGUACCCUGACACAUUUCCCCUGGACUAACUAACUGACAGUGAAUAAAGGCUGUUUGAUUCCUAUUUGUUUUUUCUUACUCGGUGAACCUGUAGCAGUGGGACUGGAAAAAGUGUCCCAGGAGGUUGUAACAGAUCCUACAUAGCAUGGUGUGCAGGUACAGCAGUCUGCUUCGUGCUACACAAUACAGAAUUAUAAUCUCAGUUAGUAUUUUAAUAUAAAAUGUCUAACAUGACUUCCCAUAAUGUUUUGGCCAUUAAGGAGGCAGUUUAAUUGCCUGUUAUAAUUAUUGCUUUUGCUUUUGUGUUUGAGAGACAUUUCCUUAGCACCAGAUUCUGUAAUUACUGCUCACAUUUAAAAUACCAGUCAGUUUGAAGAAGAGGGACACAAUCUGACCCUAAUGAGAUUCUACACAAAAGCUGAGUUCUCUCUUGGCCAGUAUGGAUUAAAAAUUACUUUCUAUCCCAUGAUGCAUAUUUACGUGUGGAUACAUUUGACCCUGAAGAUUUGAUCCUGCCCAUUGAGAUAGUGGGGAAACACAUCACACAGGCAAGAUCUUGACAGAACUGUCACUGCACAUGUACAAGCGCACUAGUAGUUUCACAAGGCACAGAGCUGUGCGUACUUGAGUGUCAGGGAGUAGAACUGAGCUGUCCAUGUUAAACAGCUUUCAUUGUUGUACAUCAGACGCUGACCCAAAUUAAAUCUCAUUGUAGGAGCAGAAUUUCUGCCAUGUUGGACCAGAUCCUAAUCGAAGUCUCAUUAAAAAAAAAUCACAUGAUGUGCUCAACUUUCAUGUGGAUAUUUUCAACAGAUCUGGGAGCUUUAAAAAAUAUCUCAAGUUUCCAGAAUGUAGAAGUCAUUAAGAUUAAAUGCAGAUUAUAUAUUUGCUUAUCAUUUUACAACUUGUCCUGUGUUUCUUCAUUUGCAAUCAGUAAUAUGUGCAAUAGGGUAGGUGUUCAAGUGUAGUCUAGAUGUUUAAGUAUCUGAUUUUUUUAAUAUGCAAGUAUGGUAUAGGUAGAUCCCAAUUUUCUGAAUCCAUUUUAUCCAGACUUCUGUGUGGUUAGUGUUUAAUUCUGCAUCCAAAUCAGUGUAUACAUAGACGUGAUUUGAAUUUUCAAAUGUCCUCUGAGAGCUGUGUAGAGUUACCUAUGCUACUCUGGAGAUCUUCAAAAGGAGACUGGACGCACACCUUGCUGGGGUUAUUUGACCUCAGCAGUCUCCUGCUUGGAGCAGAGGGCCUAGACCUGAUGAUCUCACAAGGUCCCUUCCAGCCCUAAACUUCUGUGAAUCUGUGAAAGCUUGUAUUUAGACAUCUGAUUGAUCUAAACUGAAUAUAUGGAAGGCUGAGCCAAGAAUCUGGUGAUUACAUGAUAGAAGAGAGUACCUAGAUGACUUGUAUAUGUGAUGGAUGUGAAGAGACAAUCUUAAAAUACAGGAACACUUCUCUCUCUCAAAUUGAAAAGGCUGGCUACAAAUAUUAACUAACUAUAAUAAAAAUAGGACCACAUAUUUUUAUUAGAAUUAUCAUUUGAACUUGUAUUGCAUUGAUUCAGGAUACAGUUUCCUUGACUGACUUUUAUGAUUUUAUUAGAUUAAAAGAAAAGGGAAACUAUUCUGCUAAUUUCAUUUGAGGCUAAAUAUAUAAAUGACCUUACAACACUUCUGAAAGGGAAGCUGCUUGUAUUAAAAGUUGCUCACCUAACAGUUAGGCACAUUCUUUUUAGGAUUUUAAAUUAAUUUCUCUCAUGUUGAAAAAAUUGUUAAGAAAACUCUUGCAACCUAUAUUAAUGCAUUGUACUCUGAUGCUCAAUAGAUCUGAUCUACACCAGCAGUUAGCUAUUGGCAUUAGCCAAAAUUUUCAAACUUUUUCUAAAACUACUCACUCAAACCCACAUCUUACCCCCAAAGAAGUUUGCACCCUUGACUAGAAGUGGAAAUAUUUUGUUCUCAUACAUCAAGUGCCAUCAGUUCUGUUUAGGUUGUGACAGAUUUCUGGUUGUACUUGGUAUUUCUGGUUAGCACAUUAUGAGGUUUGAUAUGUUGUACUUUUUGGAGAUUAAGAGACUGUAAUAGCUAUGUUAGCUCUUGCCAGUUUUUUUCUGUAUUACAUAAAUUGUAAAAAAAAAUCUCUAAACUGUUUAAUGUUUAAUUGUGUGCAGUGUUCUAAAAAUGAUUUUUUAUUUCUAAAUAAUUGAUAUCCAUGCACAGCUUGUAAAUAUAGUAUUGGAUAUUUAGCAUGUUCCUAAUUUUUUGCCUUGAGCUUUCAUUUCAUCAUGGGCCUAAUUUUGCACUCUUUUCUGCCAAAAGUUAAAGUCCAUGAGAACUGCUUGGGUUAAAAAAUAUAGAAUUGAGCCCACUGUGAUUUAAUUGUCAAAUACUGGAAAAGAGAUGUUGGUAAUAACAAACCAAUGUGUUACUGCAUUAGACCUUGCAGGAACACAGAGCUAAGUAAAUUAUUGUGACUAGAAGGACUAUUUUAUAAUCAGUGCAUGCCCUAAAAAUAUUGCUUUGUAACAGCUGUUUUAUACUAAACUGUUGCUGAUGUCACAGUGAGCUUAGCUAUUUAACAAUGACAUAAACAUUUAUAAACCGGUUAUAAUAAAUGCCUUUUUUGAUAUAAAAAUGUUUGGUGUAGACUCUGUAAAGUAUGUCAGUAACUUUAAAGCUAAAAUACCAGCCUCCCCUUCUAACAUCACAUUAGUGCUUCCAGUUGGAGGUAUCUGCUUAAAUUCAAUACUAUGAGUAUACCAGCUGAAGUCAGUGGGACCAGUUCCAUAGUAAAUUUAAGCAUGUGUGCAAGUAUUAGCCCAACUGGGGACUAAAUGUAUGACUUAUAAUGUAUUUCUUUUUAAUGUAUUUCUUAUAUAUUUUAUGUAUUUCUUCCAUUCAUCAAAAUCAUAAUGGAUCUGUUAAGUAUACAUUUAAAUUUAUACUUAAUUGUAACAUAAAUUAAAAACACACCAAAUAUAGCUUCUAAUAGGGAUUCUUAUGUAUCUGGAGAAUAUCUUUAAACAUUUUUGUACGUUUACGUUUCUUUGUUGUUUUCUAGUGGAAAAAUCCCUGGGUUUGAAGAAUGUUUUUCCUUUUUUAAUUAUGCCUUGUACACAGUAGUUUGGCUACAUAUUAGUCAUAGGUAUAUGAAGCCAGCCAAGAUAUUAAUAUUUCAAACUUGAUUGCUGCCUCUGUAGUAGUCUGCAUGCCUUCUUCAUGCAGUUUUAGCAGUAAGACUUUCCACUUUUUUAUCCCAAUGAUAUAUCUCUGGUAUAAUUAUAAAACAAUACACAUGGAGUAGGAUAGUA